Molecule: messenger RNA, 276 nt
Organism: Laccaria bicolor S238N-H82
Lineage: Eukaryota; Fungi; Basidiomycota; Agaricomycetes; Agaricales; Hydnangiaceae
Exons: 1
Coding region: 1-276 (91 amino acids)
Source: RefSeq, a predicted model, not a curated record
AUGGCGACAACACGACGGCGACACACGACGUCGACAACGCGACAGCGACAUGCAACGUCCACAACGCGACGGCGACAUGCAACGUCGACAAUGCAAGUCCCCCACCACACUCUCCCCACCCCAUUAGUCCCCCCCUCCACACACUCUCUCCUCACCACUCCUCCCCCCCUCCCUCUACAACACACUCUCCCUCUGUGUCUCUACCUCCCUUUUCUUGUCCCCACCCCCUUCAUUGUCCCUACCCCCUUCCUUGUCCCUACCCCCCCCCUGCUUUAA